CCUCUUUCACCCUACUGUAAAACAGUUCUUCGUUCCACAGCUCUGCAGGCUAUCUUACAAAGCCAUCCGCUUCCCACUUUCCUGAAAUAUGAUCACCAUCAAUAAUGACGAGUCUACUCAGCAAGAGACAGAGAAAUUACCUAAGACAUCACUGUAUUGCCCCAGCACUGAACAUAAUGAACAGCUAAAGUUAGAGAUGACACCAUUGCAAGAUAACACUAUUCUAGGUGAAUCAACUGCUGUGACCAUAACGUCUGAUCAGCCGCCUGUGCGAGAUCAUAUAAUCUGGUCCCUGUUUAACACCAUGUACAUGAAUUUCUGCUGCCUGGGACUUAUUGCACUUCUCUUCUCAGUCAAGUCCCGGGACCAGAAGCUGAUUGGAAACCAAAGUGGAGCUAGAAAACAUGGCGCUACUGCCCAUUCUUUAAAUGUUGCCUCCACGGUACUGACGAUUCUGGGUUGCAUCAUCUCAAUGUCAAUAAUUUACAUCAAUUACCUUUACUUGAAGGCAGCCAUCAAGAACUUGUUUGGGAUGUAGUGAAGCAGGCGCGGCCUCCUAUCAACACCUUAUUUCUAAGACUCCAUUUCUUUUCCCAGUAUCUUAUUUCUAAAAAUGGAAUUUUAUUAUUAUGUUACAUAAGGCUGUCUGCAAUCUGUGUCACUAUUCCCCUCAUAUCAAUUACAUGAAACAGAAGGUGAAGAUAGAUUGUCAGCUCAUUUGGGCAAGGUGUAGAGAACACUUCAUACAUAAGGUAGCGGAGCAGCAGUUUUAGGUGCUGGGGGCAGUGGCGCACCCAGGGGGGGUUUCCGAGCACCCAGAAACCCUCCCUCCACUAAAAAAAAAAAAAAUUUUUUUUUUAGCUGCAUGAGUAUUAUUAAUGGCUGUCUAGCAUCCUCUGCAGCCUGCUGUCUUCCUGGUCGCAAGAAAGUUUACUUUAUUUUAAUUAUAGUACAUAUAUAUCCAUGUGCAUACAUAUAUACAUACAUAUAAACACACACACACACAUGAUAUAUAUAUAUAUGUGUACUGUAUGUGUGUGUACACAUAUAUAUAUAUAUAUAUACAUAUAUAUAUAUAUAUAUAUAUAUAUAUAUAUGUAUGCAUGUUUAAUAUGCUAUGUAUAUGUGUAUAUGUGUGUGUAUGUAUAUAUAUAUAUAUAUGUGUAGAUAUAUGUAUUUAUAUAUAUAUAUACACACACGCACACACACGCACACACACACAGACACACUAGUUUUACGGACCCAGCAUAUACUGGGUCACCUCUGUCCGCACCCCCGUGAUUGGCUCCACCUAGUUCUGGAAACCCCCCCAUGCAAAUCCUGCAUUUGCCACUGGGGGGGGGGGGGGGGGGGUAGAAUACCUUUUGUAAUGGAGCCUAUACAUCAGAAAUAACAAUGAAAAAAAAAAGAUUCAGCGUUUGCUUUCCGCUCCUAUUUAACGAUUCUCCAAACCACUAAUGUGCGCCUCAUACAUUGUCGAUAUUUUUCAGAGACUUGCACUUCAAAAUCACAUUUGCGAAUCAUGAAAGUAGGAUAAAAAUGUGGCGAGACAAACCGCACUAGAUCGCUCCCGUCUCUAAAGAAAUCCUCCUAAGAGAGGAGGGAAGUUUCAACAGGAGACUGAUUUAAGUUCAAAGAUAGCCAACUACCAUAAUUUUUGAAAAAAAGAAUAGAGGAAAUCUUUUAAUUAAUUCAUUGGUUGGCGGUGCUCCCCAGAGUCAGAGACAGCACACAUUGUUAUGGAAAGAAAAGAAGACUCUUGUUUGGGGGCACUCUUAAUUGUAUUAUACCUGUACAGAGAAAUACUGUUUAUCAAUAAAAUAUAGCUUUUAUUAUUACAUUAAUAA
Messenger RNA from Pseudophryne corroboree (corroboree frog), 1847 nucleotides. RefSeq names its product interferon-induced transmembrane protein 1-like. The transcript is spliced from 2 exons. Gene Ontology annotation, cellular component: plasma membrane. NCBI's taxonomy places the organism in Eukaryota, Metazoa, Chordata, Amphibia, Anura, Myobatrachidae. The coding region runs from base 89 to 538 and encodes 149 amino acids. The record is from RefSeq and is a predicted model, not a curated record.